This is a messenger RNA of Saimiri boliviensis boliviensis (Bolivian squirrel monkey), 3577 nucleotides long. RefSeq names its product major facilitator superfamily domain containing 4B (gene SLC60A2). NCBI's taxonomy places the organism in Eukaryota, Metazoa, Chordata, Mammalia, Primates, Cebidae. Gene Ontology annotation, biological process: transmembrane transport. Gene Ontology annotation, molecular function: D-glucose transmembrane transporter activity. The record is from RefSeq and is a predicted model, not a curated record.
GAACACCGGCCGUGUUGCGAAGUUGGCCUUCUCAGUCCCGGCCUGGGCGGUCCCUUGGGAAGUGGCGCCCCGAGGGACAGCCGGGCCCGGGGGCGGGGCCAGUGCUCGUCUCCGAGCUCUAGAGGUUCCGCUGAGAACUGAGACGCGCGGCGGCAGCAAGACGCCUUCCCUGGAGCCGCCGAGCUGGAGUUGGAAGUGGAGCUCUGCGGGGCUGGGCCCCUGGCUGCGGGGCAGCGGCUCCUGCAGCCUGAGGCCCCGGCGGAGAAUGAGAAAGAUCCGGAGACGGUGGCGGUCUCCCAGCCGAGCGGUGGGACCGGGAGCAUGCUGCGGUGGUUCACCACUGUGAUCCUGUUGUCUUGCUUCCUGGGGCUGGGAUUGAGUGUUGCUAUACUCGGACCCACGUUUCCAGAUUUGGCAGCAAAUGUGAACCAAAAUAUCAGUAGUCUGUCUUUCAUUUUUGUGGGUCGUGCCUUUGGAUAUUUGAGUGGCUCUGUGAUUGGUGGAGUUCUCGUUGACGUCAUGAAUCAUUUUUUACUUUUGGGAGUGUCAAUGUUGGCUACCACAGUUGGUCUUUAUCUUGUUCCUUUUUGCAAGAAAGCAGCAUUACUCACUGUCAUGAUGUCUGUCUUUGGUGCUUCAAUGGGCAUUCUGGAUACAGGUGGUAACGUCCUUAUCUUGGCUCUUUGGGGGGACAAAGGAGCCCCACAUAUGCAGGCCUUACACUUCUGUUUUGCUUUGGGUGCCUUUUUGGCUCCACUACUAGCUAAACUGGCAUUGGGUCCGACAGUAUCUGCUGAAAACCACACAGAGCCUGACUUUCAUCAUCCCGCACUCAACCGAUCAUCUGAUGCUGAUUCAGGAGUUCUGUUUGGAGUACCUAAUGAUAUGAUUUUACUGUGGGCUUAUGCUGUUAUCGGAACUUACAUGUUCAUAGUUUCUGUCAUAUUGUUUGCUCUGUUUUUAAAGAAUAGCUCAAAGCAGGAAAAAGCGAGAGCAUCUGUUCAGGGAUCGCGAAGAGCAAAAUAUCACAACGCCCUUCUUUGUCUCCUUUUUGUGUUCUUCUUUUUCUAUGUUGGAGCCGAGGUAACAUAUGGCUCUUACGUUUUCUCAUUUGCAACCACCCAUGUUGGCAUGAAAGAAAGCGAAGCCGCUGGGUUGAACUCCAUCUUCUGGGGGACAUUUGCAGCCUGCAGGGGCCUGGCAAUCUUUUUUGCUACAUGCUUACAACCUGGAACCAUGAUUGUGUUGAGUAACAUUGGCAGCCUGACUUCAUCUUUAUUUCUGGUGCUUUUUGACAAGAACCCAGUUUGUCUCUGGAUAGCAACUUCAGUGUAUGGGGCCUCAAUGGCAACCACAUUUCCCAGUGGUAUUUCUUGGAUUGAACAGUACACGACCAUCCAUGGGAAAUCUGCAGCAUUUUUUGUCAUUGGUGCUGCCCUGGGAGAAAUGGCUAUUCCUGCAGUGAUUGGAAUUCUUCAAGGAAAAUACCCUGAUUUGCCUGUAGUGCUGUAUACCUCUUUGGGAGCAUCAGUAGCCACUGGUGUUUUAUUUCCUGUGAUGUAUAAAUUAGCCACUUCACCUCUUAAUCACCAGCGAAAAGAAAAUAGAAAGAGUGAGGACCAGAAAGCUUUGCUUUCUAGCUCCGGGCUAAAUGAAUAUGAGGAAGAGAAUGAAGAGGAGGAUGCAGAAAAAUGGAAUGAAAUGGAUUUUGAAGUGAUUGAAAUGAAUGAUACAAUGAGGCAUUCUUUAAUAGAGACAUCUGGAAAUAGUUUGACAGAGUCCACAGCUGAAAUAACCAACCCAUCAAAUGCAGUGGUGUUUGAGUCCUCUCCUGUUAAUACUGGCAACUCCCGUGUGAAGCACUUGCCUGAAACCAGGACAGAAGGGACUAACAUUUAGAGAAGAUGGAUUACGCACUGACAUCCUUGAAUAAUUGCCACUUCUAAGGAGGCCAUUCAGAGCAGAGCAUCAGCAGAAUUUCACCAUGCUCUGGGGAUUAAAAUUUCUAGGUCCAAUUAUAGCGAAUGCUAAAAAGUUUUGAAAUGUUCUGUAAUUCCCAGAGUCUUCCAUAAGUAACCAAAUGGUCUCAAACACGUACACUGGGAUCUUGUUAUAAGGCUAGUAUUUGUCAUGUGACUGAUUAGGAAAUAUUUUAUGGUCUCUACCUCUCAGAGCAUGCAAAGCGGUGUUUGUCUUUGAGAAGUUGGGUAUUCUCAUAGAAUGAGACUAUGUAGGAGGUGAAUUCCUUGGUUGAACAAAUUAUCAGGUAUUAAUACUUUGCCAGGAAAGUUGAGAAUAGUUUCGUAAAAGAGAAAUGGAGAGAUACUUUUAUUAAUUGGUUUACCUUAUCUGUAGGGUUGGAUCAUAAAAUGCUUGUGACUCAUUUGAUUUCUCACUUCAGUAAAGAGAACACAGAACAGGGCCCAAGGGGCCUGGCUUCAAGCCUUGACUCCUAGCCUUGCCCUCUCACUUAACAUAGGCCUCAUUUUGCUUGCCUCCUGAUCGGUGAUUCUAGAAAUGAAAAUGAGAUGAUUUCCAAAUUGGGAAUCCGUAAGUUUUAAAGUUUGUGCAAAAUGUCUUCUAGAAAUUAGUGCAAGCGCCCCCCCCCGACCCCGUUCUUCAUUUCAAAUGAGAAGUGAAACCAAAAUGGUAAAUAGCUUUAAGAAUGUGCUAAUGAAAAGAAAAAAAGACAAAAAAAAGUGCUAAUGAUAAAUGAUUACAUGUCAAUGUACUUAAUGUUUAAUACCUUAUUCGAAUAAUUACCUGAAUUUAGUACUGCAUUUCAUUGACUCUUAAGUUGCAGUUUUGCCCCCGCACUUUUAACGUCUCUGAAAUCAGGACAUGUCAUACGAUCAGUGAUCAUUGAACAUUGUGACAAAGUUCAGUUGGCAUUUUUUCCCCAUAUGUAAAUAUAAAAUAAUGUGUUUUACAAUCAGUGGCUUAGAGUCAGUGAAAUACCAUAAUUCAUUCAAUUAUGGAGAGGAUACUAUCUUUAUAGACAUUUUAAAAAGAAGUUAUUUUUAUAUGCUAAUAUUCUGUGUUCAACUGGGAUUUGGACACACUAUGUUCUAAUUUUGAAAGCUGUUUCAGAGUUACAUUAGUAGUAGGGCUGUAGAUGGAGUCUUUUCAGGUCCUUUGCCUACCUCACUUACAGAGGCUGGGUCUGAGCCUUGCUCAAGAUUAGCUCUUCAGCACAUCUGGGUGGUGAUCAUAUUGUAAUUACUGUAAACCAGGUUGCAAGUGUAAUUUACAGUGAGGCACAGUCUUUUCCAGUGAUUGGAAUACUUGUGUCACCCAUCCAGGGUUUCUGCUUCCUGCGUUUGAAAUACCUGGGAAACCAAAGUAAAGAUUAGAAAGUGACUUGGUGGCUUAGGAGUCAAGGAUCAGAAAGGGUAUUUCCUAUGUGCAUGGCAAAAUUGGUGCAGGCAAUCCUUUGAAAAAUGCCUAGAAUCGAUGAAAUUUUGUUCACUUCCUCCAGUUUUAUGCUGAAUAACAUCUAAUUUCUACUUGAUUGGAGUAGUUGUGCUUUCUUUUACUCAAUUUCUGUAAAUAUGCAAUUGUUUUGUCUUCAGUAAAA